Molecule: messenger RNA, 983 nt
Organism: Closterium sp. NIES-67
Lineage: Eukaryota; Viridiplantae; Streptophyta; Zygnematophyceae; Desmidiales; Closteriaceae
Source: the annotation of a GenBank genome assembly
GUUGAUAACUCCGCCCUCCGUAACUUCAGUAGUAAGGUAGACAUGCCAGCAGCGUUCUCGUCUUGAUCAGCUCGUCACUCGCACCUGCAUUCUCCUAGUACUUCGAUCGUAUCGCAUGAGCGCUGGGAACGUUAGCGUACUCUCAUGUUUUCUUUGCCUGGCUCUCUCUAUAAGGCCUGCUUCCGCCUCUCGCUCGAAAUUGACGAAUUUGUGGGCGAGUCUGAGAAGAUGGGGCUAACGAUGAGUAUGGUCGUGACCAUGAAUCUCCAUCCGCUAAUAGCGAGAUUGUUCGUGGCGUUUCUUUUUUCCUUUCAGUCAGCGUUUACUGACGGCCGUCCGCUUCGUUCAGGCAACCGACACUUCCUGACGAGAUUCGAUUUAGCGCGCUUUGACCUCCUAUUCCCUCUGGAUCGUCAGUCAAGCCGCAAGCAAGUCGCUCCAGGCGCAGGAAACGUCUAUUACAAACAGUUGGGCAAUGCAGGAAGCAUCAACAAUCAGGGAGCGCUAAACAACCAAGCAGCUCGAGCCGUGAAGGACGGACCAGGGCUCGGGGACGCCAACGUGCGACAGCAGAACUCUCAGACGCAAACAGCAGCUUCAAACCCUGUCACAACCACAGUUCAGGUCGACGCUGCUACUUCGACAAACAGCUACACAGGUUCAACUUCAGGCCUCCCAGCUGCCGCUGUUAUCGCACCAGGGGUGGGAUUUAGUGGUCUUGGUCUGGGAGCGCUAGUCACAACCCUUCCUGGUCCAGAUCCUCUCACGAGUGGGCUGGUACGGCAAGGAACAGACCCUAGGUGUCAUAGGGAUCUAAGUACAGGAGGCGCUUGUGAUGAUGGUGCAUCUAUCUUCACGUCCAGAGUUCCUAUUGUGACAAUCUCCUCUCUUGGUUGAAAGUAGACACCCUGAUUGUAGACUCUCUACGGAUGUCAUGCUGACUGCUAUUCAUUUGAACUCCCUGUAUCAUGAGGUCUCUCGCG